GAGAGAGAGAGAGAGAGAGAGUAGAGAGAACAGCAAUGGAAGAGGUGGUUGAAGUAUUUGCAGAGCCACCAACAUCAACAGCAAUAGGACGAAUUAACCACCACCACCCCCACCAAACCUCUGCUAUUGCCAAAAUCCAAAAACAGUACCUGCAAACGAUCACAGUAGUCCCAGAGAGGCCAAUGAACGGACACGAUAACAACUCUACAAUCGUACAUGGGCAGAGGCAGAGCUACUCAGAAGGUGGUUCAGAACAUGACAGUGAGGGAGAGGGAGAGCUUAACCCACAAGAUGCUUGGCUUCCUAUCACCGAGUCCAGAAAAGGCAAUGCCUAUACCUCAGCAUUGCAUCUACUUUGUUCUGGAAUCGGAAUUCAAGCCCUUUUACUUCCUGUUGCAUUCGCCGCCCUCGGAUGGUUUUGGGGUAUCCUAUGCUUGUUCAUGGCAUUUCUAUGGCAGCUCUACACCAUAUGGCUUCUCAUCCAUCUUCACGAAUCAGUCCCUGGAACGCGCCUCAGCAGAUACCUCCACCUAUCCAUAGCAGCCUUUGGUCAAAAAUUGGGGAAAUUGCUUGGCAUAUUCCCGGUUAUGUAUUUAUCAGGGGCCACAUGUGUGAUGCUGAUAAUCACCGGAGGAGGGACCAUGGAACAAUUCUAUAAAAUCAUGUGUGGGAAUGAGGCCACUUGCAGUGCCAAGGCAUUAAGUGGUGCAGAGUGGUAUUUGGUUUUCAUAUUUUUGGCCAUAUUUGUGGCUCUUUUCUGUCCAAACUUGAAUUCUUUGGCUGGUAUCUCACUCAUCGGCGCAAUCACUGCUGUUAGCUACUGCACAAUAAUAUGGGUUCUCUCUAUCUCCAAGAAUAAACCUGACGGUGUAUCUUAUGAGCCUUCUAAGGUGGCAGUAUCUGAAAUGGAUAGAAUUCGGAGCAUAUUGAAUGCGAUUGGAAUCAUUGCUCUUGCUUUCAGAGGUCACAACGUUGUCCUUGAGAUUCAGGGGACUAUGCCUUCAAGUGCAAAACACCCAUGCCAUGAGCCAAUGUGGAGAGCAGUGACAAUCUCAUAUCUACUCAUCCCACUGUUUUUAUUUCCCCUUGCAAUAGGUGGAUAUUGGGCUUAUGGCAACACGGUACUCAAUUUUAUUAUCUCCCAAGAUUAGUAUUAUAGUAAGUGGCCAUUUGCAAAAGCUAACAUGAAUUGCCUUGGAUGUCGAUGUUGUGGCUUGACCCGUAUCAGAUAGCUGAUGGAGGAAUCUUGAGAGCAUUUUCAAAGUUUCAUGGACACAACACCCCGAGAUUUGUGAUAGGCAUGAUCUACCUAAUAAUACUGAUCAACUGCUUAUGCACUUUCCAAAUUUUCGCCAUGCCAGUCUUCGACAACUUGGAAUUCAGGUACACCAGUAAGAAAAAGAAGAGGUGUCCGAGAUGGUUACGCUCAGGUUUUCGAGUCUUCUUUGGAGGAUUGACUUUCUUUAUAUCAGUGGCUCUGCCUUUCUUGGGAAGCCUGGCAGCUCUCCUUGGAGGGAUCACACUACCUCUGACUUUUGCUUAUCCAUGUUUCAUGUGGAUCGCGAUCAAGAAACCCCGCACAAAUGGUACGAUGUGGUGGCUUAACUUGGUGCUCGGUUGUUUAGGCAUAGUGUUGAGUAUUUUGUUAGUUGUUGCAGCAGUGUGGAGUUUAGUUAACAAAGGCUUAGAUGCCAACUUCUUCAAGCCAUAAAACUUGAAGUUAACGAUCAUGUAAGUUAUUAUCUUCUCCAUCAAAAAUUCACAAAGAAAUUAAAGUCCUACAAUUGAAAAGGAGAAGG
This is a messenger RNA of Ilex paraguariensis (yerba mate), 1799 nucleotides long. The record is from the annotation of a GenBank genome assembly. NCBI's taxonomy places the organism in Eukaryota, Viridiplantae, Streptophyta, Magnoliopsida, Aquifoliales, Aquifoliaceae.